Lasiodiplodia theobromae is the source of this 4104-nucleotide messenger RNA. Its product is annotated as At DNA binding protein. Lineage: Eukaryota; Fungi; Ascomycota; Dothideomycetes; Botryosphaeriales; Botryosphaeriaceae. Gene Ontology annotation, molecular function: DNA binding. The record is from RefSeq and is a predicted model, not a curated record. The coding region runs from base 1 to 4104 and encodes 1367 amino acids. The transcript has a single exon.
AUGUCUUCUUCCCCGGAUCCAUUGACAUUCGUAACAAGCUCGCCCUCUAAGAGCGCAGCCACCCGCCGCUCAGCCAAGCGAGCAGCAGCCCAGCCUUUGACACAACUCUCGCCUAAUGUCCAACGGUCCGAUCCUUUCCUCGAUAUCCCAGACCUCGCAAAUGGCUCGCCCUCCAAAUCCAUCACCAUGACGACCCCUAAGGCUGCCGGCUCGUCGCCCUGGCGCAUCAAGGUUACCGUCGAGCCAGACAACGGCUUCUCGCAGGACGAGAACAAUCUGGACUCGCCCACUGGCGCCCGCUCCGCCCGUGUUACCACGACGACCACUACCAUUCCACUGAACGAUGCCAACGGCUCGUCGCCAGUGCGAAGACGGGGCAGACCGAGGAAAUCCGAUACACUACCAGCCACACUAGAGGGCGUGAUGUCUCCAACUAAGAAAAGAGGAAGACCAAGGAAAUCAGAUGCAGCCGCUGCUAGCCAAUCCACCAGCAUCCUGCUCAAUGAUGCUCGUGACUCGUCUCCAGUCAGGAAGAGUGGCAGGCCGAAGAAGGCCGAGGCUGCUCACAUCUCUGGCAGGACGAGGAACGGUACACCCAUCCGAAAGCCCAGGAAAUCCGUCACUAGGAGCCCCGAGGCCAGCGAUGUUGAUUCUUCCCUGAGUGAUGCUUCAUAUCACCCUACUAAACGCAGUACCACUAGGGGAAGGAGGAGUAUGUCCCAGGACAUCCACGUCCCGGAACCCAUUCGCGCUGCUGCCAUGUACGGCCCGAGGUCGCCGGAUCAGUUCGAACAAGAGAUGGCCGGAACUCAAUCUGGUACCUCAGGAGCCACCCGUUCUUCUAUCGGGCAAAGACGGCGGUCCAUGAGAGCCGCUUCUCAGCUUGGUGAAGUUGCUUCCGGUACCAUCGAGGAGGAGGAUGCCGAAGAACAUGAACAGACACCAAAGGCGGCAUCUUCAAAAAAGGCUACUAUCGACGGCGAUAUGUGGCAAUCAAUGGUUACCAACCAUGAGCAAGAAGAUAGUGAGCAGACAAAUGAGGAGUAUAACUCGUCCGACGAUGAUCUCGACAUUGUCAUGCCUGACCAGACAAUCGGCGAUACAACCAUGCUCCACAGCGAAGAGUUCAGCAUGGUCUCCCCGUACUCUUUGCCCAGCAUGCAGGCCGCGCUCAAAGGCAUUUCGUCUAGCUUUGCCCAGCCAGCUGCCCCUAAAAUCUCUUCUUUUCGUACAGAUCCGAUCCCGCAAACACGCAGGCAACAACUCAGCAAGCAGGCCAUAUCGUUUUCGCUACCCGAAAUCAACGACUCCGUCGCCUCCGUUUCGUAUAUGCCCUCUUCGCCGCCAGCUCAAUUCACUGCAAGCACUCCUCCCAGACGCCAGAGCCCGAAGCCACCGUCAGCGCCACCGGCUAUUCAACAGGUGGAGAUAUCUCCAUCGAAAGCGGAGACUCCUAAGCUGGUAAAUGUUGUCAAGGCCGGAAUUGCACUUCAGGGCAUUGUUAAUGGUAAUAAUCGGGGUUCACAGGAUAGGAGACCGUCGGACGAUAUCAGGGAAGAGGCACAGCGUGCCAGACUCGAUGAAAUGUUCAAGCAAUUCCAAUCGGGAACGAGGAGAGAGUUGCAAGCCGGCCUGCGUCUUGGUGAACAACUCGCAGAGCGCGCUAGAUCCCGGACUACCUCCCGCGAGAGCAGCCACGACGAGCCUGAGCCGGAUGAGCGGCCAGCAACGCCUGGCAGCAGUGCUGCUUCAGACGGCGACGUCUUCGAUGGUCCGAGCGCCGGCAGAACUCCGACCCAGGAUUCGAGCAACCACCGCCUCCCCACGCCCGAAGAAAACGAUUAUUCUCUCCCAUCCCCGCCGCCGCCCCCGUCUCAACAACUGUCUCAGCAACCCGAUCUUGCUGUCGCACCUGCUAAAGCUCAACUCAUUAGCCCAGCGAGGAGCGACACAAGCCCUGAUGCUGUGGAAAUGCAAGAUGACAGUCCCGAGGAAGACAGUGUAGAGAAAGCUCGAAGCCAUGAGAACAGCGGCCUCCAGCGGAGAUCCGAAGAAAACUACGAAAGUCAUGAGACUAUCAGCCAGAUGGCUGAUGAAGCCAAUCCCAGCCAAGUGAUCGUUCUCAGUUCUGAUCACAGUGAAAGCAGCGAAGCCACUAGUGAAUCAUCUGAAAAUGUCCUUGAUGGUGACAUCUGGGAAGAGGAGGGAAGUCGCGAGCCCGAGUCACGGUUCGCUCGGCGCGCGAAACGCGUUGCCGCAAAACGCUCUGGCGAGAAGGCGAGCGCAAGCGCCGCUCCAUCCAACUCCCGCCGUGGCACUGCGAGCAGACUUUCUCAACGACAGUCUUCAUCGCCGCCUUCCGACAGCACACGCGCACCUGGCGCUUCAAAUGCUGCUACGAGAUCUCGAAAUGGUGCGGGCCGCUUGUCUUCGCGGCCGCAGAGACCAAGUAGGCAGGAGUCCCUUGAACCGGCAAGCACUUCAGACCCGGCCUCUGAAGUGGAGAGUACCGAGAAUACUGGUUUGUUCUGGCAGCGCUCAUCUGAGACCCCAGAACCAAGACCCAUACAGCAUGAAAGCAACAAGCUAGAUCUAUCAGUGCUGAUGGCUAUAGGCGACAGCCCAGCCAAAGAAAUCAAGGAGCCGGUGCUGGCUACACCACCGAAACUUCAACCAAUCAGAAUACCCUACAACAUCGGCACCGGCCUCAACUCUCCCGUCAAGGGCAGCCCGUUGAAACAGCAGGUAGUAUUCUCGUCGCCUUCUGCCGUCAACAGCAGCCCCUACCAAAGAAUUGAGCACACUAUUGCAAGCUCAGUGCUGGAGGAUGGCGACGUCAUGAUGAUCGAUGAAGACAACACGAGACAACUGGCACAGGAAGAUAACACUCGCACCAUCAAUGGGCGAUCGCGCGUUAUUCCUCCUAGCCCUGCUGUCUUCGCUGAAGAGGAUCAGAUGGUACAGCGCCAGAUUGAAAAUGAGCUCACACCGCGCAGUGCGCGCAUCAAGAACCUGAAUCUUUCGGGCGAGCGCAAACGUUUAUUCACUAUAAACGAGCCGGCCGAACAAUCAGAGUCUUCGAUACAAGUAGACCAGUCCUCAUACCUCGUCCAGAAGCAAUCUGAGCAGUCGGUCAAGAAGCCUUCACGGCUCAACAAGCCUACUUCUCAGCUUUCGACUAGCAAGGUCGGACAAACACGCACGGAAGAGGAACAGCCGACCGAACCUUCGACCCACGAAACCCGCUCUCAUAUGACGGCUCUGAAUCUCAACAAGGAACGCAGACCGCUAUUUGAGCAAAGUGCAGUUGUGGAGCAGAAGAAGCCUGCACCUCUCUUUGAGCAACAUGCAGUCGUGGAGCAAAAGAAGCGUGCGCCUCUCUUUGAGCAAAAGCCUCUGUUCCAGGCUUCCGGCACUGUUCCUACUCCUGCUCCUAAGCCUGCACCCCAGGAAACGACUCGGUCGGAAGAGCAACAAUCAGCAGGAUUAUUCGGACGCCUAUGGGGAGCCGUCGCUACGAGCGCUGAGCCCGAAUCCCCGCAGUUGCCUCUUCAUCCUCUCGCCCAGCGCUACAAGCAUCUUCCACGAAUCGCACCGUGGACCAAGACCCACUGGGACACGCUUGACCGCAUCUACCAACGCUACAAGCGGCACCCCGACGAGUUCUCCCCCAAUGACCCUCUCCACAGGGCCCUGCUUUCCCAGAAGCUCCAGUGGCAGCCCGAUAGCUCCAAGAGGAAACCAGCUUCUGACUACGCCGGCGUAGAGAUGCAGAACUGGAACUACACAGUCAAGGUUACGCCCGAGCUGCUCGUCUGCUGCACCAUCUUCAUGCAGCUCCUGACGCUCAAGGAUGCUGCCGAGUACCGUCGCGCCACCGGCAAAGACAUCGUGCGUGGCAACUUCAUGCAGAAGGACAAGACGGGCGAUCCGAUCACGCUUCGCGAUGUCAUUGCACGCAUGUUUGGCGUCGUGGGCGGCGAGAUGAUCCGCGCGGACGAGAAGAGGGGCAUCUGCGUGAGGAGAGAUUUGGAUCAGUUCAAGCUGAAGUAUCCGUGGGCACCUGGCUGGUGGGAUGAUAUGGGGAAUUUUCUGCAUUACUGA